This is a messenger RNA of Austrofundulus limnaeus, 404 nucleotides long. RefSeq names its product receptor-type tyrosine-protein phosphatase mu. Gene Ontology annotation, biological process: protein dephosphorylation. The record is from RefSeq and is a predicted model, not a curated record. Gene Ontology annotation, molecular function: protein tyrosine phosphatase activity. Lineage: Eukaryota; Metazoa; Chordata; Actinopteri; Cyprinodontiformes; Rivulidae.
GCGUUCAUCAUUACCCAGCAUCCUUUGCCCAACACAGUGAAGGACUUCUGGCGUCUGGUCCUGGACUACCACUGCACGUCCAUCGUCAUGCUGAAUGACGUCGACCCCGCACAGCUGUGUCCUCAGUACUGGCCUGAGAACGGGCUCCAUCGCCUCGGCUCCCUGCAGGUGGAGUUUGUCUCUGCAGACCUGGAGGAGGACGUCAUCAGUCGCAUCUUCAGGAUCUACAACACAGCCAGGCCUCAGGACGGGUACCGCAUGGUCCAACAGUUCCAGUUCCUGGGCUGGCCCAUGUACCGAGACACUCCCGUCUCCAAACGCUCCUUCCUCAAACUCGUCCACCAGGUGGACAAAUGGCAGGAUGAGUACGACGGUGGUGAGGGACGCACUGUUGUACACUGCCU